This is a messenger RNA of Lymnaea stagnalis (great pond snail), 4608 nucleotides long. The record is from the annotation of a GenBank genome assembly. Lineage: Eukaryota; Metazoa; Mollusca; Gastropoda; Lymnaeidae.
CUUGUACUUCCUUUUCCGUUUGUAUCGCCAAUAGUAAUCAUGGUAGGAAAUAAAUAGUUAAUUUUUAUCCUUAAAAUCUUUAUAGUCCUUUAAAAAUAUAAGAAUGAUAUGCAUUUAAACAUCAUAAUUAAAGGUUAUUUAUCAAAUUUUAUAUCAAAUAUUUUUAAUUUAGUUCCUAGUUCGAAAGUGUAUUAACCCUGUAUCCCAGCUAUCGAAAACAGUUUUUUUGGUUUAUUUUCGACAGGAAAAUGAGAAUUUAGUAAAUAAAUAUUUCAACAAAAAAAACAUCGAACAUGGAUGUUAGACUACCAGUUUUUGAUUUUUACUGUUAAGCAACUCGCGUCAUCUUUGAAUUUCAGUUAUAAUCAUCCAUAAUUGAAUCUUAAUAUACGCUUAAAAAUAAUAUGACUUUCUUUUUCAAGACUAAGUAAGAGUGAAGUCUUUGAUUACCAUUAAAUCGGUAUAUCACUAUCACUAAAUCAUAACACUACAUGACAUAUACUUAAACAUAGUACAUGCCUUUCAAAACUAUAUUACUGCUGUCUUUUAUUAUAAAUUAUUGCAAAUCACACUACUACUACUCAUCUCUAUAGUCUAUAUGAAAUAUUUGGUGCUAGUAAAACUGGUACUUUCUUUGCUUUCAUGCUUUUCCUUUCUUUGCUUUCAACUUUUAGUUUUGUAGUUACUUACUAGGUACUAGCUCACACAAAUUUCAAUACAAAUGGUAAAAAGCGUUUUAUAUUUCAUAGUAAAUAACUUUGCAAAAAUAAACUUAUUUUUAUUAUUGAAAAAAAUUAUGCAACAUCACUACAUCAGUAUCAGGUAUCAUAUUUUUGUCCCCAAACAAAAGAACUAUUUAAUUUUAUGAGAUCAAAAUGCAUUUUGCGGCAGGGCUGGCAAUGUCUUCCACAGUAUAAAGCCUAUAAAUAUAGGCCACAGAGAUUCCUUCAGUUAACUACAGACCAUAUUUAUGUUUUUCAAAAGAAUUAUAAUUUUAGCUCUGUUUUUUUUUUCAUUCGAUAACAUUUUGUCUUGAAAGUUGGGGGAGGGGUCUCCCUACCAAGAAAAUUUCUUAUUCAGUAUUGAAAGUUGGAGGAGGGGGUCUCCAGAGAAUAAUGUUGAAAUAUCGCAUUAAAUAUAAAUGAAUAUCCAGUAUCAUACUGGUGGUCUGUUUUUUUCAACCAAUCAAUGCUUGUAUUAUAAUAGGAUAUUUAUGCAGCCUUUUUUUUUUUUUUGCCUUGCACAUGUUUGGGUGAAUUCCAGGGCUAAUGGUCUGCAUGAAACAGGGAUUUUUAUGGAGUGCUUCAAUUUUUCUAGGGCUAGUAGGGCGCAUGCUCUCUUCCAACUUUGCUUUGUAGGUGGGGGGCUUAAGAUUAUUUUUACAGUGGAGGGGGUUUUUUAGGUGAAGAUUCCAUUCCACAAAAAAUAUUGAUGGCUAGGGUUAAAGCAUAGCGGUUAAUAUGGGUGGGGGGAGGGUGAUUGGAAUUUGUAAUGGAUCAAGAGGAAACAUUUUUAAGAUGGGUUGAGGUUGUAUUAGGCUCAUUAGGGAGAGUAAAGGAUUGUGGUAGGAAAGAGGUAGGAUAUGUUUGGUCGGGAGAGGUUAGGAGACAUGGUAUGGUUUGGGGAAAGGUGUGGGCUAGUUCAGAAAAACCUCCAACAGAGUUUCCCAAACAUUUUUGAGUCACUGCAAAAUAAUGAACAAGGAAGAUUUUUUAAAAAUGUUUAGACUUAGUAAAACCAGAUUCAUUUUUGAAAUAGCAAACAACAAGAAAUACUUCAAUAACCUAUCUUGACUUCACCACAAUAUAACAAAAAAAAAGUUCUAAUGCUAAACCAGCUAUGACACCCCCAGCAAGUUGGCAGUGAAAAUGACAAAAGAAAGGGCAAUAACAAAGUGAGAAAAAAGCAAGGUGUAUUGCUAACUUUAUGGCAUAUUACCAAAAGUGCUUUCCCAGUACAAGCGGACAGAACCACAUAAUUUUAAAAAUCUCAUUGAACAAUAAGUCCAUGUCACAUGCUAAAAUGGUUAUUUUUACAUAAUAAUGUACUAAAUAAUCUAGAGAAACUACAUAAACAACCCCAAAUAUAAAUUACCAGUUAUAGUAAAUUGUUGAUAUAUAGAAUAUAGUAAUCAUUUUUAAAGGCACCUGCAAACAGUUGAUACAGAGUUCUGAUUUUCUUCAAGCUUGCUAGAUGUUGCAUAAUAUUACAUUUUUUAAACACUUUCGGCAUCUCUGUGAGGAAGUUUCCCACAGUGCACAGUUUUGGAACAGCUGUUAUAAUUAAGGCCUUGCAAUAAUUAAUGAUUUUAGGUUCUAUUGACUUAAAACUGUUACUUUAAGUAAUUAAGUUGUCUAUUAUCUUGUUUUUGUACGGUAUAUUAAAUCUUAACACUAUAACCAAAAAAGUACCUUUUCUUAAUCUACAGGCUGAUAUUGCCACUAUUAGAACUCGAAAGUUCAUGACGAACAGGCUGCUCUGCAGAAAACAGAUGGUAAAGUAGCCUAUUAUUAAUCAUUAUUUAAAUUAUUGCAAGGUGAUUUAUAUAAUUUAACCAUAGUUAAAAUAGGUGAUCAGGAGAAUAAGUUAUGCUUUCACUGAAAUUUCAGUGUAUUUAAAGACCAUCCAUCUAGGUAUGACACUGAAAAAGUAUGCAUUUUGUGGGUGGUGGCAUUUCAGUCUUUUGUGUUGGCAUUGAAACUUUGAAAGUGAAUGGAAAUUAAAAGUUGGAGCCUAAUUUUAAAAAAAACAUUAUGUACCGGGUAUUGAACAUUAUUGAAAAAAAUAUUUGCAGGUGGUUGAUGUCCUACAUCCAGGGCGUGCAACUCUUCCCAAGACAGAAGUAAGGGAGAAAUUGGCAAAAAUCUACAAAGUCACAGCAGAUGUUGUCUUCUGCUUUGGUUUCCGUACACACUUUGGUGGUGGUAAAACAACUGGUUUUGCUUUGAUCUAUGAUCAUCUUGACAAGGCUAAAAAGUUUGAACCCAAAUACAGACUAGCUAGGGUAAGUUUUUGUUUUUUUGUCCAUUCAUUAUUAAUCAUUUUAAAUUAUUUUAAAUUUGUGAUGAGCUUGUUAUUGAACAGCUUGUGAAAAUUCUGAAUGAGGUCAGUUUGCUUUUAUCCUCCUUUGACUUUAUCUUUUGGUCCUUGGAAUGCUGGCUAGCAUCACAUUUGGAAUACAUGUGGGUUUGAGAUAAAAUUUGAACCAAACUCGGACCCUGCUAGUACUGAAAUAAACCUAUCGCAAACUUAUGAGAACUGAAACAUGUGAUAUAACUGUGGCACAUUGCUGCUUAUGCUAGAGAUCUCUAUAUUUUAACUAACCCACGAACUGUGGUCGGCCGAUAUUUUCGAACGGCGGCUGAAAAAAUCGCCUGAUUAAAAAACACUGUCAGAUCGAAAUUUCCAAUCCAGUAUUUAACAGGAAUUAUAUCCACUUCCUUUUAUUAGAUCAUCUUUCUUGUCAAGCUGUUCGUUGAUAACUUAGCAAUUAGUACUUUUUAAUCAGUUUUAUAUCGCUGUUUUUUUUUUAAAGCUAAAAUGUAUGAAGCUUUGGUCGGGCCUUAAGUACGAGAACUAAUAGAAAUAUUUUUGGAAGAGUAUUUAAGUGAUACUGAUGAUGAUUUUAACAUUCCUCUCGACAAUCUCAGUUCAGAUUCUUCUUUUUGUGAUUCUGAUACUAGUCCUAAUGAUACUGAAGUAGGCCUGCUGUAAGACUUCGAGCCAGGCCCGGAGGUUGGGCAAGGUCUGACUGAAUUUUAGUCACAGAAGCUACAGAUUAUAGAUCAGAACUAAUAAAUUUUAUAGUGAGACAACUCAAAUCAGUUCCACGUUCCUUUUUAAAUGUUUACUUGUCGAUAACUUUUUACAUUUCUAAACAUAUAUACUUAUUGGGGUCUUGUCUCAAUAUUUCUAUGUCAUUUAAUGCUAUUUCAAAAGCACUCGAAAAGCUCCCACAAUACAGAAUGAUUUAUGCCACAGUUCGUGGGUUAAAACUAGAAAAACCCUGUUGGAAAAAAAUUAUUUAUAAACUAUACCCACUCUCUUUUCUUUUAUAAUUAUUCCGCCAACAUGCUUUCAGGCAUAGGCUUAAUUUGUAUUAAUGCAUGACAAAUGAACACUAUGUAGCUGACUUUUUUUUUUCUUCUGGUGUCCGCAAUUUGUAGUUCUCUUCAGUAGUUACCGAACCCAAGCUUUAGUUGAUACAGUACCCAACUUUCUAAAAGUUGAGUUCGUUCCCAUCUCUAGUAUGGUUAUCACCUUUUUAGGGAAAAGUACCCACAGAACUUAAGUGAAAUUCCUUUAGUGUAAUUUUGUAGGUGCUCUCUUGGGCCUUUCAUUGGAUUAAUCACUGUGUCAGGUUGUUUUGUUUUGUUUUUUUUUGCCUAUUACAAAGAUGUCCUCACAGUACCAGUAACAAUUUUACUUUUUGUAAACUUGUUAUUCUAUUAGUUUAACGUUUUUAAAUUUUUUGGUACAUUCUAUUUUAUAGCACGGUCUUUUAGAGAUUAAAAGAACAGGCCGCAAACAAAGGAAGGAGAGAAAGAACAGACAAAAGAAAGUCCGUGGCACAGCAAAGACGAAAGUUGGUGCAGCUAAAGAUAAAAA